Scophthalmus maximus (turbot) is the source of this 1297-nucleotide messenger RNA. It is a transcript of the gene abhd6b, whose product is annotated as abhydrolase domain containing 6, acylglycerol lipase b. NCBI's taxonomy places the organism in Eukaryota, Metazoa, Chordata, Actinopteri, Pleuronectiformes, Scophthalmidae. The record is from RefSeq and is a predicted model, not a curated record. The transcript is spliced from 8 exons. Bases 1 to 1023 code for a protein of 340 amino acids.
AUGGCUGCUGAUCUAGACGUGGUGAACCUGUUUAUUAUUGCUGGGGGAACACUGGCUGUUCCCAUUCUGGCCUUUGUCGCCUCCUUCCUUCUCUGGCCCGCAGCUCUCAUUAAAGUUUAUUACUGGUACUGGAGGAGGACUCUGGGCCUGCAGGUCCACUAUGCAGACUGUGGUGGGUAUCGGUUCUGUUACUCGCACAGAGGAAAGCCUGGGAUGAGACCUUCCAUUUUAAUGCUGCAUGGCUUCUCUGCUCACAAAGACACAUGGCUCACUCUGGUCAAGUAUCUGCCAAAGCAUCUGCACCUCGUGUGUGUGGACAUGCCUGGCCACGAGGGAACAACACGCACCAACACAGAGGAUUAUUCCAUUCAGGGGCAGGUCAGGAGGAUCCACCAGUUCGUGGAAACCAUUCGCUUGAGCAGGAAACCUUUCCAUCUGGUGGGAACCUCCAUGGGGGGGAACGUAGCCGGGGUUUACGCUGCUUGCUAUUCCUCAGAAAUCUGUAGCAUGACUCUCAUUUGCCCAGACGGUAUCAGACACCCGUGUGAGACCAAAUUUGACAAUCACCUGCAGGACCUCGAGCACAGCAAUUACACAUUAAACAUCCCGCUGAUCCCCACCACACCCGAAGAGAUGGAGGACAUGUUCAGACUGUGUUCCCACGUUCGCUUUAAAAUCCCUCAGCAGAUUCUUCAAGGUCUGGUAGAUGUUCGACAGCCUCACAACACAUUUUACCAAGAGGUAUUUAUGGAGAUUGUUGAUGAGAAGUCAAGAUAUGCCCUCCAAGAUCACCUACAUCUGAUCACUGCACCUUUACAGGUGAUAUGGGGCAAACAAGACCAGGUGGUGGAUGUCUCUGGUGCUGCGGUCAUUGCGGAGGCGUUGCCUGGGUGCCGAGUGGACCUGCUGGAGAACUGUGGCCACUCUGUGGUGAUGGAGAGGCCCUGUCGGACGGCCAAACUCCUCCUGGAGUUCAUCAUUCUGCAGCAAGACGCCAGGGGCGGCACGAAGAAAGCUUCCUGAACAUAACUUUCAAUCAAUUCCCUUUUCCACUGUAACUCAUCCCGUGGUCCGUAGACACGUCACAUGCAUUUGAGGUCCACACUUCUACACUAAUGUAGGCAAUUUCCAACCAGUGGCGCUCCACAAUUUCAUAGAUGUCGCAAUGAAUCGCAUUUAAUUUGUGAUGUAAACUGGACAGCAAUAAUAAAAGUCCCAUGCGUGUAGCACUGUUUGGUUGUGUGCAGAUGAGCGAAUGGAUGUAUUCAUGCAGCGGGGCGGCUGGUUGCAGCAGGCC